UCGUGGUCUGUCCCUACUCCGCCGUCAAAAACCGGUGAAGCUGUUGCCUUUUGUACCAAAGUGCCAGCAUGCCAGUUAUGUAGUGAAAAAUAGUUGAAAAUUCGCAAGGUGGUCGUGCAGGUUAUAAUUGUGGUUUAGUUGACGAGGCUAGUAUGAGGCUAGUUUUUUUCAAAGUUACGAUUGUGUAGUAGUAACUAGUACCCGGUGGCACGUGCGCUGCAUGGAUUGGCUGUUGUCAUUAAUAAAUUUUUCAUAACGUAUAACGUAAAAACUAAACUUAUUUUCCAAGAUGUGGGUUUUUAUACUUUGGUACUCAUUCGUAUUAUGCUUAAACCAAAUUACUGCGGAUAAACAAGUCAAUAAAUAUGUAACAACGUUAAUCGAUGCCAAGUGGAAAGAGACUCCUCUGAUACUAGAGGUAGCUGAGUAUCUCAGUGAUGAAAGUCAUGACUACUUCUGGGGAUUUGUCGAUGAAAUAUCGAGCAGUUCAUAUUUGCUGCCACCAAAUGCCAUGGAAAGAGAUGCAUACAAUGUCGCUAUCACAGCUACGAAAAAGUUCUUAACUCCAGCUGAAAUAGCUGUGCUCAAGCUAGGACUCUCACUGAGAACAUAUUCAUCGCGAGUUGAAAUGUUCAAUCAAAUGGCAGAGAAUAGAAACAUUUCGCAUCUGGGCUGCAGUGUUGCAAUGGACAUUGGUGGAAAGCUUACUUGUUCGUUGAAAGAUUUGGAAGAUCUAGUGAACAAGCAGGCAGAAGUAGAAAUAGACACUUAUAGUGUGGAUCAUCAUUAUCCUGGUGGCGAGCAAUCUGAUAAGACUGUGAUUCUUUAUGGUCAAAUGGGAACAACGGAAUUCAGCGAAUUCCAUAGUACAUUGAAGUCUUUGGCUGAACAAAAGAAAAUUGAUUAUGUUUUGCGCCACUAUGUAAACAAUCGAUCAGAAAAGAAGUUGCGUUUAUCAGGAUAUGGGGUUGAACUUCAAAUGAAAUCUACAGAAUACAAGGCUACUGAUGACUCUGACAUUAAAGACAAUUCAGACAAAGAGGCCGACUCAACAAGUGAUGGAAUUGAAGAAAUUGAUGGGCUUAAUUUUGGGAUUUUAAAGAAUUUAUACCCAGACAAGCAGGCCGAACUGGAUAAGUUACAGACGCAUUUACUAGAGAAUAGCCAUGAGAUUGGAGCAUUAAAAGUAUGGCAAUUUCAAGACUUAAGUCAUCAAGCUGCUGAAAGAAUUAUGAAAUCACCUGCAAGUGAAGCAAUCGAUGCACUUACUGAUAUCGCUCAGAAUUUUCCUAUGCAGGCUAAAUCUUUGAUCAGAACAAAAGUGAAUUCUGAAAUGAAGAAAGAAAUGAAACUGAACCAAGAGAUAUUCUCUGCAAACUUGAAUAUUCAACCCACGGAUACAGCUUUAUUUCUUAAUGGACUGUUCUUCGACUUGGAAGCAAUCGACAUUUUGACUCUCUUGGAGUCGUUACGUGCAGAAUUGCGUGUAAUGGAAUUACUCCAUAAAAUUGGGUUUGCAAAUAAGAAAAUGAAUAAGCUACUGGCUUUAGAUUUGUCAGGGAACGGAGAUAGCCAAGAUUUUGCUAUAGAUAUCAGAGAUUCAGCAAUCAUAUGGGUUAAUGAUAUUGAGAACGAUUCACGAUACAAACGAUGGUCACCAUCACUAACUGAGCUUUUACGACCAACAUUUCCUGGCAUGCUCAGAAACAUAAGAAGGAAUCUUUAUAACUUGGUCAUAAUCAUUGACCCUCUGAGCAAAGAUGCAGUACCACUAAUCUCCUUGGCUGAGUCACUAUACACACAUUCCGCUCCGCUUCGUGUUGGCUUCGUUUUUAUCACCAAUUAUAACACUUCUGUAACAGGUCAAACGGAUGCCAGUGUUGCAGUCAAUAAUGCAUACCACUACUUUGCUGAAUCACUCGGACACAAAGAGGCAAUGCGUUUUCUUUCAGAUCUGAGACACUUUAUCGAUGAAGACGAUACAGAUGUGGGUGAAAUAAGAAAAGCUAUUCUGGCUAGAGAUUCAUCUGCUGAUGUAAAUUAUAUCCUUGGAGAAGAAUCAGAGUAUGAUGUCGGACGUCAUUUAGCUAAUGACUUUGUAAAACGUACUGGAUUCCAUAAAUUCCCUCAAGCCUUACUGAAUGGAAUACCUUUACCAUCUAACCAGCUUAGCUCAGAAUUAUUUGAAGAAGCAGUUCUUUCCACCAUAAUGACGCAGACACCUGCGUUUCAAAAAGCUGUAUACCGGGGUGAGCUCACCGAAGGCGACGAUGUCAUUGAUUAUAUCAUGAAUCAACCUAAUGUUAUGCCCAGGUUGAAUGAGCGUGUUCUGAAAGUAGAAAAGCAUAAUUGGCUUGACUUGAUUGGAAGCAUGCCUGAAACUAACGAAAUCUCAAAGUGGAGUUCACAAGAUACUUCCAACUGGCUCAUGGAACGGAUGAAAUACGUAUAUAUAUCUAGACGCAGCGCUGUACACCACUUAUUUACUUUCUGGAUCGUAGUUGAUUUGAACUUAUCUAUAGAUAGACAAUUAUUACGAGAAGCAUUUGAAUAUGUGAAAUCGAAUGCAGAUGUAAGGAUCAGUAUUAUUGUAAAUGGCAUUGAGAAUAAUAGUAGACCUGAAAUUGACAUAAACAAAGUUGUGCUUGCCGCAUUAAAUGCAUUAUCAAGUGAAGAAGCCAUGAGAUUCAUUCUUCAAGUUACACAGGAUGAUGCAAUUUCUCUUAUCACUAAUGGCAAAUAUGAAAUUGAGAAUGAAGAUGUGAAAAAGAAAGUUGAUGAACAAACAAUGACACUUGAGGUGCACAAGCACUAUGUAAGAAAUGCACUACAUUUGGAAAGUGGAAUGAGAGCAAUCAUAUGUAAUGGCCGUAUAAUUGGACCAUUCGAUGAAAGUGAGGAAUUUACAAGUGAAGACUUUGGUCUGUUGGAAAGGUUCAGUCAAAAUACCUAUGGUAAUAAACUGUUUAAACAUGUAAUGAAAGCAGAUUCUUUGGACGACGAUGACGAAUAUGAGAAAAUUGAUAUCACAGAUGAUAUGAUUGUAAAAAUCGUAGCACUGUUGGUACCAAGACCACAGACAAGGAGCCGAGUUGAUGUGCCAUUUCACAGUGACGAACACAGCGCCAUCAAAAUACCAGCAGGAGAUCCUGACAGCGUAGCAUUCGAUCUUACUGCAAUUGUUGACCCAGUUUCUCGGGGGGCACAAAAACUUGGACCGAUUAUAAGCACUCUGCAACAGACCCUAAACUGCCAUGUAAAAGUAUUCCUAAACUGUUUGGACAAAAACAGUGAUAUGCCAUUGAAAAGUUUCUAUCGAUUUGUACUGGAACCGGAAUUACAAUUUACACCAGAAGGCCAGAUCGCUGGUGCAAUUGCUAGGUUUAAUAAAUUACCAACUUCGUCGUUACUUACUCAGCAUAUCCAUGCACCAGAAAAUUGGCUGGUUGAAGUUGUGCGCAGCGUAUAUGACUUGGACAACAUUAAAUUAGAUAAUGUAGCGAUGGGUGUGCAAAGUGAAUUCGAGUUGGAGCACCUUCUUCUUGAAGGGCACUGUUUCGAAGCUGUAAUGGGGAAUCCACCCAGAGGAUUACAGAUAACUUUGGGCACUGAAAAUGAACCCGUAAUAGUUGACACCAUUGUUAUGGCUAAUCUGGGAUAUUUUCAGCUAAAAGCUAAUCCUGGUGAGUGGCUUUUACGACUAAGGCAAGGAAGGUCUGCUGAGAUAUACGACAUCACGAGCGUUGAUGGUCAAGAUGUUAUUCAGAGUGAAAACAAUGUGAAGGUUGUUAUAAGUUCAUUGCGCAGUCAUGUCUUGAAGCUGAAAGUUUCCAAGAAACCAGAUAAAGCAAAUGUAGAUCUUUUAUCAGAAGAUGAAUCAAGCUCUGGUUUAUGGAACUCAAUAUCUAGAACAUUCACUGCGGCUGAAGAAAGCGAAGAUAAAGAUGAAAAAUUGAAUAUAUUUUCUCUAGCUUCUGGACAUCUGUAUGAGAGAUUUAUUAAAAUUAUGAUGCUCAGUGUAAUCAAGCAUACUAAAACACCUGUCAAGUUUUGGUUCUUGAAAAAUUAUCUUUCUCCUACUUUGAAGGAUUUCUUGCCACAUAUGGCCAAUAAAUAUGGCUUCGAAUACGAAUUGGUACAAUAUAAAUGGCCCCGUUGGCUCCACCAACAAACUGAAAAGCAAAGAACCAUAUGGGGAUACAAAAUUCUCUUUUUAGAUGUGUUGUUCCCGUUAGAUGUGAAGAAAAUCAUUUUCGUUGAUGCAGACCAGGUUGUCAGAGCUGAUUUGAAGGAACUAGCCAAUUUAGAUCUUGGUGGGGCACCGUAUGCAUACACGCCAUUUUGUGAAAGCAGAAGGGAAAUGGAUGGGUUCAGAUUUUGGCAGCAAGGUUACUGGCGAAAUCAUCUACAAGGAAGACGUUAUCACAUCAGUGCUUUAUAUGUGGUAGACUUGAAACGAUUUAGGCGCAUAGCUGCUGGUGAUAGACUCAGAGGUCAAUAUCAGGCUCUUAGUCAAGACCCUAACAGCCUCUCAAAUCUCGACCAGGACCUUCCAAAUAAUAUGAUACACCAAGUAGCUAUAAAGACUUUGCCUCAGGAAUGGCUUUGGUGUGAAACGUGGUGCGAUGAUGAUUCCAAGCAAUAUGCCAAAACUAUUGACUUGUGCAAUAACCCAAUGACAAAAGAAGCUAAGCUCCAAGCUGCUAUGCGCAUCUUACCGGAAUGGGUUGGAUACGAUGAAGAAAUAAAGAGGCUACAACAGGAAAUAGAAAACGCGAAUCGACAGACGGAAAGAGAGGAAGGUGAAAUGAUGGAUGAUUCUCCAGCACAUGAAGAGUUGUAAACCUGGAAUUGUGAAUAUUGCAUUUUUACUGUAAGGUGUGUGAGGUGUAUUUUAUCAUUAAAGUUCAUUUAUUGCAGUUUUCAUGUCACUUUCAUAAUAGCAAGCCAUUUUACAAGCGUUGAAAAUAGAAAAAUAUCUCGACAAGAACACUAUUAAUGUAGAACAUUAAAAUUUUAUUAAAACAUUUAAUUGUACAUUGAACGUGAACGGGAAUGUAUGACAUUGGCAAAUGUAUGUAACAACGUUCUGGUAAAUUUGUAUCAUUUGUAAGUAACAAUUGAAUUUUCGUUUUUCCUAUUUGUAAAUACAAGGACUGAAAAUUCGAAUAAAUGUCUGUUAAAAUUA
Neodiprion fabricii is the source of this 5188-nucleotide messenger RNA. It is a transcript of the gene Uggt, whose product is annotated as UDP-glucose:glycoprotein glucosyltransferase. The transcript has 24 exons. Gene Ontology annotation, cellular component: endoplasmic reticulum. Gene Ontology annotation, molecular function: UDP-glucose:glycoprotein glucosyltransferase activity. The coding region runs from base 290 to 4843 and encodes 1517 amino acids. The record is from RefSeq and is a predicted model, not a curated record. Lineage: Eukaryota; Metazoa; Arthropoda; Insecta; Hymenoptera; Diprionidae.